This is a messenger RNA of Puma concolor (puma), 4998 nucleotides long. The record is from RefSeq and is a predicted model, not a curated record. Lineage: Eukaryota; Metazoa; Chordata; Mammalia; Carnivora; Felidae.
AUGGCGUCAAUAAAGUGCUCAUUCAGGUGGAUCAAGCCAUUGGCCACAGAUCCCUGGUUGCUUAUACUUAUCCUGUUUUCUGUACAACACAUAUAUGCGAGUGCAAAGAAGUUUAUUGGGCCUUGCGGAGGAAGAGAUUGCUCAGUUUGCCAGUGCUUUCCUGAAAAAGGGUCUCGGGGUCAACCAGGACUCCCAGGGCCACAGGGUCCUAUUGGACCCCUGGGACUGCCAGGACCCAUUGGAAUUCCAGGAGAGAAAGGGAUGAGAGGUGACAGCGGCCCUCCUGGAGCAGCCGGUGACAAAGGUGAUAAGGGUCCAACUGGUGUUCCUGGAUUUCCAGGUUUGGAUGGCAUACCUGGGCACCCGGGGCCUCCUGGAUCCAGAGGCAAGCCUGGAAUGCAUGGGUACAAUGGCUCGAGAGGUGAUCCAGGGCUUCCAGGAGAAAGAGGAGUUCCUGGCCCAAGAGGCCCCCCAGGCCUUCCUGGGGAAAAUGGAGAAAAAGGAAAUUCUGUGUUCAUUUUAGGUGCCAUUAAAGGAAUUCCGGGUGACAGAGGGGACCCAGGACCUCCUGGCUUGCCGGGUGCUCCGGGCCAUCCUGGGAGACCAGGCUUGAAGGGUAAUCCUGGCGUGGGAGUGAAGGGGCAAAUGGGAGAACCGGGUGAAGUUGGCCAGCAAGGUUCUCCUGGACCCACCUUAUUGGUACAGCCACCUGAUUCUUGUCUGUAUAAAGGAGAAAAGGGCAUAAAAGGAAUGCCUGGUGUAACUGGACCUCCAGGACCACCAGGACCCAAGGGAAAACCUGGAUUUGGGGCCAAAGGAGAGAAGGGUGUUCCUGGGUUCUCAGGACCACGGGGUGAUCCUGGUUCCUAUGGGUUGCCAGGCUUUCCAGGAUUAAAGGGGGAACCAGGACUGUUUGGAGAUCCUGGAUCGUUUGGAUUUCUUGGCCCAAAGGGGGACCCUGGAGAUCGCGGGUACCCAGGACCACCGGGUGUUUUGGUAACUCCAUCUCUUCCGCUCAAAGGUCCUCCAGGGGAUCCGGGGCGCCCUGGCCGCUAUGGAGAAACGGGGUCUGUUGGACCGCCUGGUCCCCCUGGUCCCUCAGGACCACCAGGGGAAACCUGUGCAGGCAUGAUGGGACCCCCUGGGCCAGGAGGGUUUCCUGGUCAUCCGGGAUUUCCAGGGGCAGCCGGUAUCCCCGGGAGAGCUGAUUCCACUCCAGGGAAACCAGGGAGCCCGGGACCACCUGGGUUGCCUGGAGCUCCAGGACUGCAGGGCCCUCCAGGAUCAGAUGUUAUAUAUUGUAGUGUCGGGCACCCUGGACCACAAGGAAUAAAAGGCAAAGCAGGUCCUCCAGGAAGAAGAGGCUCGAAAGGAGAAAAAGGAAACGCGGGGCUCUGUGCCUGUGAGCCUGGUCCCAUGGGCCCACCAGGCCCUCCGGGACUUCCUGGGAGGCAGGGUAGUAAGGGAGACUUGGGGCUCCCUGGGUGGCUUGGAGAGAAAGGUCAUCCAGGCCCUCCGGGUGCUGAAGGAUCUCCAGGACCACCAGGAAAACCCGGUGCUGCAGGACCACUUGGCAGUAAAGGAGAAAAGGGAGACAUGGUUGUGUCGAGAGUGAAAGGGCAGAAAGGAGAAAGGGGUCCUGAUGGGCUCCCAGGAUUUCCAGGGCAACAGGGACAACAUGGCCGGGAUGGACUUCCUGGAGAAAGGGGGGAUCCGGGACCCCCGGGGGAUCAUGAAGACGCAGCCCCAGGUGCAAAAGGGUUUCCUGGAUUGCCAGGGCCCCCAGGAAGAACAGGACCUAAGGGACAACCAGGACUAGGAUUUCCCGGGCCACCAGGAGAAAGAGGGCCACCAGGAGCUCCAGGCCGUCCUGGCGAGAGGGGCCUUGAGGGCCUGAAGGGUCAGAAAGGCGAUACAAUUUCUUGUAAUGUAACCUACCCUGGGAGGCCAGGGCCUCCAGGUUUUGAUGGAGCUCCAGGACCAAAGGGACUUCCGGGCCCUCCGGGCGCUCCAGGGUUGAGGUGUUUAGAUGGGCCAAAGGGUCAGCGUGGCAAACCAGGAAUAUCAGAAAUACCUGGUCCACCUGGUUUUCGUGGUGACGUAGGAGAUCCAGGUUUUGGAGGUGCAAAGGGGUCCUCCCUUCCUGGGCCCCCAGGCUCUCCCGGUUCUCGUGGAGCAAAUGGGCAGAAAGGAAUCAUGGGAGACACUGCCUACGGCCACCCAGGUCCCCCGGGAGAGAGAGGUCUUGCAGGGGUGCCGGGGUCAAAAGGACACAGAGGUGAUCCAGGACCUCCAGGCUUUGCAGGGCCGGCUGGUUUGCCAGGAUUCCCAGGUCUCAAAGGCCCCAGAGGCAGAGAGGGAAGUGCUGGGUUUCCAGGGAUCCCAGGUCUACCUGGCCAUUCCUGUGAAAGAGGCGCCCCAGGAACACCAGGGCAACCCGGACUCCCCGGGGCUCCAGGCAGUCCAGGUGCCCCAGGUUGGAAAGGACAGCGAGGGGAUGUGGGGCCUCCUGGUCCGGCUGGAAUGAAGGGUCUCCCUGGAGUCCCAGGACGGCCAGGGGUAGAUGGACCCCCCGGACCCCCAGGGCUCCCAGGCCCCAUAGGCGAUGAUGGACUGCCUGGUCUUCCAGGCCCAAAGGGAUCCCAGGGGCUGCCUGGCUUCCCAGGUUUUCCAGGGGAGAGAGGAAAGCCUGGCCUGGAGGGGCACCCUGGCCGUAAAGGGGAACCAGGAGAGAGGGGUCGGCCUGGCUUCCUCGGAGACAAGGGGGUGAAAGGCGCCAAAGGAGCAAGGGGACCCCCAGGAGAUGAAGGAGAGAUGGCUGUAAUUUCCCUAAAGGGGAAACCCGGGGAACCUGGACCUCCUGGAGAUAGUGGGUUCCCAGGAGCAGAAGGUGAUAAAGGCAAUCCGGGGAUGCAGGGGAGGAGAGGAGAGCCGGGAAGAUACGGACCACCUGGAUUUCACAGAGGGGAGCCUGGGAGAACUGGGCACCCGGGGCUCCCUGGAGCCCCAGGCCCUCCAGGCUCACCCGGGCUGAGAGGCAUUAUUGGUUUUCCAGGAUUUCCAGGUGACCAGGGUGAACCAGGUUCUCCAGGGUCCCCUGGAAUUUCAGGAAGCGAUGGACUGAGAGGCCCUAAAGGAAACAAAGGGGACCCUGCUAGUCAGUUUGGCCCACCUGGUCCCGAGGGAGAACCAGGUAGCCCUGGAUGUCCAGGACAUCUUGGAGCACCUGGAGAGUGGGGCUUGCCGGGUGUUCAAGGGCCCAGAGGACCACCUGGAAGGCCAGGACUACCUGGCUCCUCCGGACCACCAGGCUGUCCAGGUGAUCCAGGAGUACCUGGGCUGAAGGGACAUCCAGGAGACAUGGGGGAUCCUGGGCCAAGAGGCAUGAUGGGGGACCCGGGGACACCAGGUCUUCCGGGAAUAAAAGGUCCCUCCGGGUCACCCGGUCUGAACGGCUUACAUGGUUUAAAGGGUCAGAAAGGAGCCAAAGGCGCUUCAGGCUCGCAUGAAGUGGGCCCACCUGGCCCAAUGGGCAUACCUGGGCCGAAAGGGGAGACAGGAGACCCCGGGAGCCCAGGAAUUUCUCCCCCAGGCCUUCCUGGAGAAAAAGGUCCCCCCGGUCCCCCAGGGAGACCUGGAUCACCUGGUCCCGCAGGUGCCACAGGAAGAGCUCCUGAAGGUGACAUUCCUGACCCAGGUCCCCCCGGCGAUCAGGGACCUCCCGGCCCCGAUGGUCCAAGAGGAGCACCCGGGCCCCCGGGCCCCCCUGGGAGUGUUGACCUUCCGAAAGGGGAACCAGGAGACCGGGGUCUGCCGGGUCCCCCGGGCCCCCCGGGCCCCCCAGGCCCUCCAGGACGCAAAGGCUUCCCGGGAUGUGAUGGAAAAGAUGGCCAGAAAGGACCAAUUGGAUUCCCGGGACUACAGGGGCCACCUGGACUUCCGGGAUCUCCUGGGGAGAAGGGUUUACCUGGCUUUCCAGGCAGGCAAGGGCCCCCUGGGCCUCCAGGUGCCAGAGGUGAACCGGGGCCACCUGCAGACGUGGAUUCCUGUCCCCGAAUCCCCGGGCUUCCUGGGGUGCCAGGCCCAAGAGGACCAGAAGGAGGCAUGGGGCCCCCCGGAAUGAGAGGCCCCCCAGGAGCAGGGUGCAAAGGAGAGUCGGGGCCGGAUGGCAGGAGGGGCGAGGAUGGCCUCCCAGGGUCUCCUGGGCCUCCUGGAAGCAAAGGGGACACGGGAGAAGCGGGCUGUCCCGGAGCACCAGGCCCUCCUGGGCCCAUUGGGGAUCCCGGGCCCAAAGGGUUUGGGCCUGGAUACCUCAGUGGCUUCCUCCUGGUUCUCCACAGUCAGACAGAUGGAGAACCCACCUGCCCAGCGGGCAUGCCCAGGCUGUGGACGGGCUACAGUCUGUUGUACCUGGAAGGACAGGAGAAGGCUCACAACCAAGACCUGGGUCUGCCGGGGUCUUGCCUUCCCAUGUUUAGCACACUGCCCUUUGCCUACUGUAACAUCCACCAAGUCUGCCACUACGCCCGGAGAAACGACCGAUCGUACUGGCUGGCCAGCGCUGCGCCCCUGCCCAUGAUGCCGCUCUCGGAAGAAGAGAUCCGCCCAUACAUCAGCCGCUGUGCCGUGUGCGAGGCCCCGGCUCAGGUGGUGGCUCUGCACAGCCAGGACCAGUCCAUCCCCCCGUGUCCACGGACCUGGAGGAGCCUCUGGAUCGGUUACUCGUUCCUGAUGCACACAGGGGCUGGGGACCAAGGAGGAGGGCAGGCCCUCAUGUCCCCGGGCAGCUGCCUGGAAGAUUUUCGAGCAGCGCCGUUCCUCGAAUGCCAAGGCCGCCAGGGAACUUGCCACUUUUUUGCAAACGAGUAUAGCUUCUGGCUGACAACAGUGAGGCCUGACCUGCAAUUUUCCUCGGUGCCAUCACCAGACACCUUCAAAGAAAGCCAGGCCCAGCGGCAGAGAAUCAGCAGAUGCCAGGUCUGCAUGAAAUACAGCUAG